CAAUGGCUCGUCAAACAGAGGUUACCUACCAUCAUAUCGAUACUCCAAGGAAGGCGCGGGUUAAAGGCGCUGUUGCAUAUGCGCAGUUACAAAAGCAGCGAUAUGGCAUCGAUUUCAGCUAUCAGGAUAUCUUCCAAAUCUGCCAAGUCAGCAAAACCCGUGGCUAUGAGAUACUCAAGUCGUCGUCUGAUAGGACAUUUCACAACGAAUUCGAAGAGACUCGCGGCCGGAAGAAACUCCUUACAGACGAAGACAUAGAUAAGCUUAAAAAACUGAUUUGGUCGGACGAUUUUGAGGCUCGCCAGUUGACUUGGCCCCAGCUGCUUCCAGCGGCUGGAAUAGACAAACAUAUUAGUCGUGCGACAGUUCGGCGAGCUCUUGGAACGCGACAUUGGCGGAAAUGUGUUGCUUGCCUCGUCGCGCAUCGGCGUAUCUGAGGCAAAUGAUGUCAUAGGGAUAUCUUGGGUUUUGCCGAAGUCUAACCUCCGGUUAUGUGGGGCCGGAUCCCGGCUCUGUCCCCGGCGUUUGGGAUUGGUGUUUGAUGUUUUCUACAGGACGUCAGGGGAUGAAAGCGUUCAAAUAAGUCACAUGUAUUGUAAAUAAUAUGCUUUGAGAUCAUCAGAAGAUUUUUGAACCAAUAUGUAUUGUGGUCAGGGAAAGUCUAGUCUAUAUAACUUGAUGUGAUAUCUCCGUCG
Molecule: messenger RNA, 695 nt
Organism: Trichoderma harzianum CBS 226.95
Lineage: Eukaryota; Fungi; Ascomycota; Sordariomycetes; Hypocreales; Hypocreaceae
Exons: 1
Source: RefSeq, a predicted model, not a curated record